This is a messenger RNA of Cyclocybe aegerita, 2682 nucleotides long. NCBI's taxonomy places the organism in Eukaryota, Fungi, Basidiomycota, Agaricomycetes, Agaricales, Hemipholiotaceae. The record is from the annotation of a GenBank genome assembly.
AUGGUUGCGGACGAUUUGUCGUCAUCGAUAACACCCAUUUUCAUCAAGCCUUCAGCAUGGGAAGACCUAGAUCCCCUCGUACCUACCAGCCUCAAGCCAAAACCGCCCAUAUCGCUCGGCCAAAUUGCUCAGCCCAACAACCCUGUCAACCCCAACAACGCCCACAACGUGAACAAGUUCGACGUGUGUUCGGCCAGGCUGAACGCGGAAGGGAGGUGUCUAGACGGUCCUUUCUUCGGAGGGUGUGGUGUUAGUGGUGUUGGAGCCCAUGUCCCAGCACCGGUGUUCCCUCUGUUGUCUCCUCUCGCUCCGCCCUUUUUGAGCAGCAUCCUGGCGGAAGUGCAAGUCUUGGAUCCCUUCAAGAUGCCUCGGGCUGGACUCGAUACCAUCAGGAACGACGCCAUGGAUGUCGACGCUGAAGAGGAUGAAGAAAUGAACGUGGAUGACCCAAACACGAUGGACACCAGCCUCGACCCUUGGUCAAUGGAUUCGCCCGCCAUACUUCCUAUUCCACCUCCACCACCUCCUGCACUUGCGCAACCCCCCGCGGACAAGAACUUCUUCGGCGGCCCACCACUCCAGAAUUUGCAGCCCUUUAAGCUCUCUACGCCUCAGCACAUCGAACGCCGUUACGAGAUCAAUGUCACACCCUCGCCUAACGAGAUCGACACUGCCAACGACGUGGAAGCCUCCGUUCUGACGAAGCGACACUAUGAAGCCGCCUACGCUCGUAUCGAGCAAGAGUUGGCCGCCUCCGCUGUCCUGUCGGAGGAGCUUCCUCAUCCCUGGCUCGUACCUCUUCCUGAGUCUCCCUCACCUGAAAGAGAGCCUGCGUUCGUCGCUGGAGGCAAUGAAGGCUUGUCCUUGGUCCAUGAUAGCUGUCCUGAAGCCUCAGAUCCUAAUCUUAUUCCACCGGCCGUUGGUCUCGUCACGCAGACGACCGCCGACGUUACCCCUACACCUCCUAUGUGUGCGACUAUCGAACUUCAACACGAUACUACUCCAACUAUACCAACCACUCCAGAUCUCUCGUCAGCACCUCCGAUCGUUGACGAAGGUCCAUCUCUCUCCGACGGUUGCUCAUCGGCAUCAGCGGAGCUCGCGACCCCAUCAAAAGCUGUAGACGACGCAAAUAAUGUCGAUCCUUCUCAAUCCUCCCAAGUCUCCGUAGACCCACCUUACGUAUCUCUAUGCGGUCCUCGAAGCCUACAAGAACUAGUCGAAUCCGUUGACCAACUUGAUCUGUCCAUCGCACCUGUAAUUCAACUCCCAUCGCCCACCAUCUCGACCCCUUCAUCGCAUUCUCGCUUCUCUUAUCCAUCCUCCGUCUUGGACGACAGUCUUCCAACGCCUGAUGCGCAUAUACUCAUCGAACUCGACUCCUCGUCUGCCCAUGAACUUCCCUCCUUCGCCCCCCAGGACCUCUUCCCAGAGAUCGGCGGCUUCAACCCCAUGCACUCGACGCCGGCUAGAUUCCUCGGCUUUGGACAACACGAGAUAUGGGACGAGCUUGCGUCGCUUGAGAAUGCCUUCUCUACGAUUGUAUGCGCGCAGGAGACACCAAGCCCGGUUUCGGAGGCGAUAUUUUCGCGGGUAUAUGCGUCGAAGGAAGAGGGGGCUUGCGAUGUUUUGGGGUCGCAGCGGGUGGUGUUGUCUGGAGUGCCUUGCAUCCUCGAUUCGUCGGUGGAUCAUUCUGAUCUCUUUCUUGCGGAAGGCACCAGGGCAUUACGCGACCGUUCUGAGAGUGGUGGCGGUCCUUGUGACGAAAGCUCUCCUGCGAUGAAGCCUCGCACUCCAGCGUUGGUCAAAGCUUCCGAGAGAAAGAGAAAGGCGUCAGUAUCGAUCCAGGCCCACAGCAACACGAAGAAGGCACAUAAGUCGAGAGCGAUUUCCGCGAACCGGCGAGAACGGAGAACGAUGGCCAGUGUCGGUGUUCAGACGGAGUCCGGCGGACGACCUUCGAUCCAGGCCGACAAACUUGUGAAGGAGAGGAUCCUGGUCCCAAGCAAGCUUAAUACGACUCUCGUUGAAGUCAAACCCUUGAAGGAGGAUGAUGAGAGCAUGAGCAGCGAGUCGGUCCCUACUAUCGAAUUUAUCGCUGAAGAAUGCCACGAAGUUAACAAGCCAGCUGUACCCAAGUUUCCAGCGCAACACUGGUCUAGGAAUGCUGGACCAUUACCUACCAAUGGCACGUCUUCCUUUGGCAGUCCUCUUUCUGACCUCCGCUUGAGCCCGUAUCGCUACACUCCUUCGUCAGGCACCAAAUAUCAAUUCCCAUACAGUGCCCUCAUACGCGAAGACGACUUGCAUGCGUCUCCAACCAAUGUCUUUUCUUCCAACUCGGCCGUUGGUCAGACCGCGGCAGCGAAGACGAAAUUAAUCUCAGCUACACCGUCAGCGAGUGAUACCCCUCGUCGUCGUCACAGCUCAGCAUCGCCACAAGUUCCCAGUCGACGCACAUCCCAGUCGAUCUCUCGUCCAUAUUCACGACCCCCCGCGCAGAAAUCCGUUGAGAAGGACCCUGCUGUUGCCGAGAUUGUCGGUAAAGUGAAGACAUUUCCUGGCGCCUUCCCUGGUCUCGACUCUGACGGCGAGUCUUCAACAUCUCUUGAAGAGGUACCUGCUAUGUCUCGUCCCGCAUCUUUUCUUUCAAGGUUGACGGAGCUCGUCUUUGGAUGGUAA